Molecule: messenger RNA, 5095 nt
Organism: Lineus longissimus
Lineage: Eukaryota; Metazoa; Nemertea; Pilidiophora; Heteronemertea; Lineidae
Product: transcription factor E2F8-like
Exons: 10
Coding region: 35-3379 (1114 amino acids)
Biological process (GO): regulation of transcription by RNA polymerase II
Cellular component (GO): RNA polymerase II transcription regulator complex
Molecular function (GO): DNA-binding transcription factor activity, RNA polymerase II-specific; RNA polymerase II cis-regulatory region sequence-specific DNA binding
Source: RefSeq, a predicted model, not a curated record
GCAACAGCCAUCACGUACAGCUUGCUUCACCAAAAUGUCCUUCCUGCCUCUUGACUUCACAUUGGCCAAUCUCAAUGACGGUUCCGACUGUGAUAUGGAUGUCCUCGACUCAAUGGAGAAUGACUUGCCCAUCUUCAGCCAGGAAAGUGACCCAGAGGACUUCAUGUCAUCACAUGAGGAAAUCAGCCAAUCUCCCUUCCUUACUGAUGAAUCAAUGGACCUCUGUGAUGGAGGAAUCUCAAUUCCAGAUUGUCCGUUACAAGCUAUUGACCCUUCGCCAAAUAGGAGUCCAUUCGUCAAUCCAGCCUACUCAAACAAGGACAAUAUUGAUGUUCUGAUGUCCCCAAUCACACCUACAAAGCCAUCAGACCUCGCCAUUGAUCCCUUGACACCCACCGCUAAUUUAAAAGUCCUAAUAAGUGCAGCAAGUCCGGAGAUCAGAAACAGGGACAACAAAAAGAAAGAACUUUUCCUACAAGAAGCUUUCGAGACUGCAUCCACUUUCACAGAGACAGAGGAAUGGCAGGAGAAUAACCCAUACAAAGUCGAGGUUGAACUUGGGGGAACAAAAUGUGACCCACCAACCAGCAGAAAGGAAAAAUCUCUUGGCUUGCUGUGUUUGAAGUUUUUGGACUUGUUCCCAGAGUAUCCAAGCCCAAGUGGUGACAAUAUAGAGCUGAGUCUAGAUGAAGUUGCAAAAGAUCUUGGUGUUGAAAGAAGGAGAAUCUAUGAUAUUGUCAAUGUGUUGGAAAGUGUGGAACUUGUCAGUCGUAUUGCCAAGAACAAGUACGCCUGGCAUGGGAAACGAAAGUUGCCUCACACUCUUGCCAGACUGAAGGCCCUAGGUGAAGCGGAGGGUUAUGCCGAUAAAAUCAAGGGAAUAAAGGAUUUCGAAUUUGCCAAUGACAUGAAUGAUUUUGAUAAAAUUGAAAAGAAAUUGUUGCAAACCAGGACAAAUAGAAAGCCGCUCUCGUCUUUGGACAACUUGGGCAAUGCUCAGUCUUGUGAUGACCCCAACACACAGUCUUGUAUGGCACUUUUGGCUGCGAAAGCCAUGUUGAGGAAAGACAAGUCUCUGGGAAUAAUGAGCCAGAAGUUUCUGAUGCUGUUCUUAGUCUCGCAGCCAAGAGUUGUCAAUCUGGACCUUGCUGCUAAGAUCUUGAUAGGUGAUCCAAACAUCGACAAGACAGAGAAUUCAAAAUUCAAGACCAAAAUCCGAAGACUAUAUGACAUUGCCAACAUCCUGACAAGCCUCAACUUAAUUCAGAAAGUACAUGUGAAUGAUCUGCGAGGGAGGAAGCCUGCUUUUAAAUACAUUGGACCGACUAUGGAGGAUGUGCAAGAAACUACAGCUUGCUCCGCUGGUGGCCCUCACAGACAGAGCACGAAACAUUCCAUGUUGGAUGGUGUCCAAAAUCGAAAUGGUGAUUCAAAGGAUGACACUAGGGCUACCACUGAAGUGGUGUUGAAGACAGAAAAACGAGUUGGUGCCCUAAAGCAAGAAGCGAGACAAUCAAAUGGCAAGAAAUGCUUCAGUCGUCAUGGCUCCUUUGAUCUCAUCUGUCAAGCUGCAGAGGAGGAGAGGACCAAACUGUAUUCCUCUCUGCCACCCAGUCCUGUACCAUCACAGUCAGAAGACAAUCCACAGGAGCAUCCUACCAAUCAAGCUCCCCCAGUACAAGUAGUUCACACGAUAAUGCCUCCCGCUUCCGAGAAGAAACCAACAACAUUCCUCGUCAUCAGGUCCGACCAAGUGAAGCAAGCAAACACCAUGAAAAAGUCAGGACAGGAUCUGAUUUUGAAGAUAGCCAAUCCUUCAGGUGCUACUGCUAAACAACCUACUGUGGUGUCACUCACUAAAGAUCAAAUCAAUGCUGUGCUAAACUCUUUGAAUGUUAACACACCCUGCAGUAGUACUGGAUCGAGAUAUGUUGAUGCUUCCACCCAGUUCUCCCCUCAGCCGACGACAUUAAUGCCCGCAUUGAGCCAGCCAAUUCAGACUGCUACCGUUGGUGCAGUCCCAACACAUGUUGAAUCUGUUAAGAGAACCUUGGCGGUUGAGUACCAAGAUGAUAGUCCACUUGAACUUUGUACAAAGAAAGCGAGAGUAGAAACGCCUGUGACAGAAAAUGUUGUCAUUGAGGCUGUCACAUCUCCGACAGUUUUAGUUCGAAUUCCUGAUGUCGAGAUUUCCUGUUCAGGUGAUAAUGUUCUGGUGGGAAAAUCAUUUCUGAAAGAGGAAGUCAGUAAUCCUCAUUCUGAAGAAGAGAUGCCCAUCACAGUCUCUCCAGUUACAGUUUCACCUGAUCUUGAUGUUGUCUCAGAUGCAGUUCCGGAAGCCCCUGUAUCUGUGUCGAAUGAAGAUGUUGCAGUCCAUAGGGCCAUUUUGAGAAUAUCUCCCGAGUUCACAGACAGCUCCAACUCGCAAGAUGCAGAAGUGGCGAGAAUCAAUAUGCCGGUAUUAGAACGAGCCAAACUGAUUAGCAAAGGUCGUCCAUCUCCUUUGCGCGUGCUUCACCUUGAGCCAGAGUUCUGUGCCUCUCCAUCCAUGCCGCAGCUCCCUCGCUUGCCAAGUAACAGUCCAUCACCACAGUUACCACAUCGAGUCACUGAAAAAGAUCUUGAUCUUGCUUCUCCUUUGCGCGUGCCACCAAAGAUCAAGGAAGAAUCCCCUGCAGUGAACGAAUCAUACAAUUUCCCUGUGAUAUCCGAAGAGACACAAGCAGAAAUAGAAGGACCCAAAGUGACAAUCCCAGCCAUACCAAGGAGCUUCUACAAUGACAUUGUUAUGCCACAGCCACUGAGUCCAUCAAACUUCUCAAUGAGCCCAAGGGAAGGUCAAAGCAACUCGGUCUUUAGUUUUGGAUCAUCUGCUGUGAAUACUCCUGACUUCGAGAUGCAAAAGCUGGCCCAGUCGAGCAGACCAUCGCCUGCCAUCAUGGAGGAGCGCAGCACCCUCGUUGCACCUGGUUUAGCUCAAGUUCCUCCCAUGUUUCCUUUCAUCACCAUGACCCCUAAGACCAUCUUGCCGUCGACAAUCCAACACCAGUAUUCAACUCCAAUACAGAACUUGGCACUGGCUAACUCAAUGAAGAUGACUUUCCAUAGUAACAUCACCAAUGCAAUGACUCCUACCCAGUCCAUUGGAACACCCCUUGCUUUCACCCCUAUCACAUCCAUUGCUACUCCUGGUACUUUCUUCCGCAGCACCCCGGGCGCUAUGUUCCCUAUGCACAUGAAGGUGACUCCCUCAGAGAUGCUCUCUGAUGGUAUUUCUGCCACUUUGGUUCCUGGUGGUGGGUACAUGUUGCCCUUCAAGAAGGAGUUCAUACCGGUCAGAAAGCUUUCCAUGCCUCCAAAGGAUAACUCUAUGUCUUGAUUCAAUUUCUACCUUAGAUCGUCUCAAAACUGUUGGUUUUGUUGUUUAUGAUGCCAGCAGCUCUCACUGUAACCAUAACAGCUUUCAUGGAUAAAACACGUGAGUUAUCCCGCUAUAAAUUUGGUGAGAUGUGCUUAGAAAUAGAUUUUGCAUAAAGCCUUGCUGCAUUUUGCAUUAUUGAAUUGGAAAAUGGAGCGACAAGAAAUUGUUGUCUCAUAAAGCUGUUACGUCUUCAACACUAUUUCCCUUCUCUGUUUUAGUGUUAAAUUAUGUUACAUUGAGCUUACAUUUUAUGUGUAGUCAAUGAAAGUUGUGUUCUGUUAUGACAACAGACUGCCAAUCUUAUUUUCUUAACUUAGUUUAUGUUCUCCUACUGAAAGUGGUAGAUGCUUUCUGCCAAAUUCAUAGUUUGAAAUGUGUGGGCAAUUUGUUAUGUUUUGAUAGAAUUCUCCUGCUUUGUUUUAUCGUAGUCUAAAGAUUCGGAUUGUCUUUUCUUGAAAUGCUUUUAUAUGUGAAAGGCUUUUUCAACGGAAGAGUGGUUGUUGCCUCUGAACUUAAGUCGUUGUUAGAUUAUUUUAGAACAGGGUUCGAUAGUUUGAUAGAGAUUGUUGUUAUCGCACAAACAUCACAUUGUGUAGUGGGCUCCUGAUAUUUGUGAAAACCAUCACUGUUAACUGGGUAAUGUUCACAGCCGUUUUGUUUUCAUACUUUGGGAGGCGAACACGAACAUUGAACUUGCUAAAAUGUCAACUCUGAUGCAGUAUUUCAACAUUCAAUUGUGGCGGCAAACGUGGAAUUUAAUCUACUUCAGAUAAAAAUGAGCAAUUUGCUAACUUGUGGUUUCGCGGACAUUACCCAGGUGACUGUCUUAUGGCUUGGGCUUGUGCUGUAAACUUUUAUAGUCAACAUUUUCAGUUAGUGUGAAGACCAUGGUCUCGUCAAUCAGUUAGUAUGAAAACUAUCAAAUUUGAAAUUCAUGCAAGAUGGUACAUGUACAUGUAUUAUGGUCUUUUCAUUAUACUUUAAUCACGUUAGGUGUAUUGCUUUUAAUUUAUUCCACACGCAUUUAUAUUAUAUUCCACAAGCAUUUAUAUCGCACUUAUAGUAUUAUCGACUAGGUUCUUAGAUUUAUAGCUCCAGAGGGUUGAUCCAUUAUGGGUGCAGGGAUGGAUCUGGCUUAGCACUGACCUCUUCUUCUGUGUUAAAAAUUGGGCUAAAAUUGGCCCGAAUUUAAUAGUUAAUGGCCAAGCCAAAAACCGGAGGGUCAUUUAUAUUUUCCAAUAUGAUUAGUAUGUACUUAUGAAACUGCUAAGCUCUGUCCCUGGCUCCCUCUGGAAAUGUUAAGUUUGGAAAGGAAAGCCGAAAUGAUUGGACCAGUGUUCCCCUAAAUCACUUGCUCUGCUAUCUCAAAUUCUAUAUUAGCAGCUAUCCAUCUUUUGUCAAGAAAAGAGAAAAAGGUCUCCAACUCUGGCUUGUUCGUGAUCAGGCAAAACAGCUACAGGUUGUCUCGGAUUUACUAGUGUUUACCAAAGAUUUAUGGUGUUUUGAAACAUUGUGUUGAUGAAAUGAAUCAGAUAUGAUAUUGUUAGCUUCUGUUCGAUUGUUUUUAAUCACUGUGUAGAACAAUGAUAUUAUCUCCCGGUAUGUGUAAUCUUUCAAUCAUCCAAUGUAUCAUUGUGGUAUUUCUGGUAACGUAGGUGAUGUAGAAGAUGCUAA